GACACACAAAUACAUUUAAAAUGACUGGAUUCUGGUUUUCAGUGAUGGUCUUUAGCAUGAUGUGCCAAUCUGGUAGACGCUGGGUUACUGCACAAUGCCCAGCUCUAGAUGUUUAUCAGUCUGAUGAAAAGCUCAGUGUGGAUAUCGGUAACUCGGCUACUCUCCAGUGUUGUGUUUUCGGGAUAGACGACGAAGAAAUGAUCUGGUUUAAGCAACAAAACAGAAAACAGCCUCAGAUUAUAGUCAGAUUCUUUAAAACUGCUCGGGAAACGUUUUACAGUGAAUUCCAAAAUCCUCGUUUCCGAAUAAAAAAACAUGGAAACUGCUUCAAUAUGACCAUUUCAAACACCACGAUGUCUGAUGAAGCCACGUACUACUGUGCACUCGUGUUUGCAGACGGGACUUAUUUAAAAAUUAAAGGUGAGCAUGUUACUACUGCAUCAGAAACAUCUAAACCAGCUCUGUGUGAUAAAACACUGCAUGGUAAAGUCACGAACACACAAGAGAAGACAGUGCUCGGUUUGGGAACGGCUUUGGGUUUGUGCGCACUUCUGAUUUUCUGUCUCACUUAUUUCAUACUGAGGAGAAGAAAAUGUGAUAAAGUGAAUGCUUCAAUAGAAGAUUCUUCAGGAACGAUGGAGAAAUCUCAUGUUGACUCUUUGACUUAUGCUGCCUUGAGAUUUUCCAAGAAGGGAAGUGAAGUUUGCUUAUCAGAGAAGUUGGUGUACACUGAAGUGAUGUAUGAGAAACUGUAAUAUAUUACGCAACUGGUUCUUCCUCUUCUUCUUCUUCUCCUUCUUCUUCUUCGGAUUAUUAUUAUUAUUAUUAUUAUUAUUAUUAUUAUUAUUAUUAUUAUUAUUAUUAUUAUGAUUAUUGUUGUUG
This is a messenger RNA of Ictalurus punctatus (channel catfish), 882 nucleotides long. RefSeq lists its product as uncharacterized. The record is from RefSeq and is a predicted model, not a curated record. Gene Ontology annotation, biological process: response to bacterium. Lineage: Eukaryota; Metazoa; Chordata; Actinopteri; Siluriformes; Ictaluridae. Bases 21 to 755 code for a protein of 244 amino acids. The transcript has 6 exons.